Anopheles moucheti is the source of this 699-nucleotide messenger RNA. RefSeq lists its product as uncharacterized. The transcript has 4 exons. Bases 1 to 699 code for a protein of 232 amino acids. Lineage: Eukaryota; Metazoa; Arthropoda; Insecta; Diptera; Culicidae. The record is from RefSeq and is a predicted model, not a curated record.
AUGGACCAUAAACAAGGAAAGGAGAGAGUUCGUUCUACUAAAAAUCAACUGGACAAACUGGUGGAAAUUAUGGAGCGAAACCCCGAGCUGGCAAAAGGUGGUGGUUCAAAUCCUACAUCUUUUUGGAAGAGUGUGGCUUUGGAGCUUAACUCCAUGGGGCCAGCUGUGAAGGAAGCAGCUGCUUGGAAAAGGAAUUGGAUUGAAAAAAAGUCGGUGGUUAAAAAAAAGCUUAGCCACAAUAAGAAGGAAAUGCAGCAGACAGGAGGUGGGAAACCGGCAAUGAACACUCUCAGCGAACUGGAAGAGCGAAUAGCUGCAGUUACGAAUAUGCGAGACAUCUCCAACAGGAUUGAAGGUAGUCUAUGCAUCGGUAUAGGAAAUCCGUUGGAGAAUCCCGGACCAUCACAUCACAUUCAGUCCUCAGAGUCGGAACCGAAUCACAUUCAGUCCUCAGAGUCCGAACCGAAUCACAUUCAGUCCUCAGAGCCCGGACCAUCGCACCAAACCCAGUCCUCGGAGCAACCCACACCUCCUGACCAGGGUAAGAAGACUAAAAAAAGACCAGCAACGACCAGCCUGGAGGAAUUCCAGAAAACUAUAUUACAUCAAAAUGAUCAAUCAAUUGAGCUUCUUAGAGAUAUUUCAAACACUUUUAAAAUUUUUACAGAAGGAACAUUGGAAUAUUUCAAGAAAUUGUAA